Molecule: messenger RNA, 532 nt
Organism: Hemibagrus wyckioides
Lineage: Eukaryota; Metazoa; Chordata; Actinopteri; Siluriformes; Bagridae
Gene: ndufa7
Product: NADH:ubiquinone oxidoreductase subunit A7
Exons: 4
Coding region: 88-414 (108 amino acids)
Biological process (GO): mitochondrial electron transport, NADH to ubiquinone; ATP synthesis coupled electron transport
Cellular component (GO): mitochondrial inner membrane
Source: RefSeq, a predicted model, not a curated record
AUUGGGCGUAGGCUGAGUCCUUAAUAUGAGAACUGAUCCCGGAACAGCAGCAGUGCAGAACAUAUUAUUUUCACCUUGACAUCAGCUAUGGCGACUGCGACAACGUUUAUUCAGAGAUUAAGGAACUUUUUGGCGGGGAGGAAUCUUCAGGCAAAGCUUCAGCUGCGUUAUGAAGAACUUGCAAAAAGGACUCAGCUUCCUCCUAAACUUCCUGUUGGUCCCAGCCAUAAGUUCGCCAACAACUAUUACCUUACCAGAGAUGGGAGACGGGAGUCUGCUCCACCGACUAUUAUAAUGUCUGCUCAGAAGACCCUGGCACCUGGCAGUGAAGCUCCAGCAACGACCAAGCAUCCUGUCCUGCCUGGCCCUGUGCUGAAAGAGCUCCCGCUGUCCUCCGAUCAGCCGUACCUCUGAACCGUCUCCCACAGCGUGAUCAAGAAAUACUGCUCAUAAACUUUGCUUUUCCUGAAUAACUCGUGUAUAUGCUAAUUAUAUACAUAACUAAACUAUGUGUAUAUACAUCCAGAAACAA